Molecule: messenger RNA, 552 nt
Organism: Suillus clintonianus
Lineage: Eukaryota; Fungi; Basidiomycota; Agaricomycetes; Boletales; Suillaceae
Product: bola protein
Exons: 4
Coding region: 119-382 (87 amino acids)
Biological process (GO): intracellular iron ion homeostasis
Cellular component (GO): cytosol; nucleus
Molecular function (GO): 2 iron, 2 sulfur cluster binding
Source: RefSeq, a predicted model, not a curated record
UGCAGCUGAACCUGGAAUAUUUAUAACCGACAUCGGACGAUAUCUUAUCAGAUCAAAGCACGACAAUACAAAGUUGCUCCCGCUUUCCUUCACCCACACGAAACCAGUGACUGUUGACAUGCCUGUGUCAGUCGAGGAUUUGGAUCGGGCAAUUCGAGCUGCAUUCCCCGUGUCCCAUCUUGAAAUCGAGGAUCAAUCGAGUGGGUGUGGAUCCAGCUAUGCAAUUUUCCUAGUUAGUGAGGUCUUUGAGGGCAAGAAUACUCUCGCGAGGCAUAGAUUAAUCAAUCAGGCACUGAAACAAGAAAUAUCACAGUUGCAUGCGUUUUCUCAGAAAUCCUUCACUCCAGCGCAAUACGCUACGUAUCUAGCGAAAAGCGGUUGACCAAUGAAGUUCUUUUGAACAGCACAAUAGUUUCGCCACAAAUUAGAUGGGCGACACCAGCAUGUUUUUUUUUAGUUCAAGUGGGGGAUGUGACUAAUAAGUAAUACUGAAAUCAACGCUCCAAGUGUAGCCUUCAGAUCCAAUGUGAUGUUGUCUUCUGAAAGUGGACA